AUGGAGAAGCCGGAUGAGCUGUCCGAGGAGAGUAAGGAGAAGAGCCUUUCCAACUGCACCUGUGAAGCCCCCCAACUCGGCAAGAAACCAGUUGGGCUGGCCGACUGCACCUCUGAGAUUCACAGCCCAUAUGGGUCCAUGGCAAGGAAGAGGAGUGCUCAGGAAGGGGUGCAGGGCGCCCCCGUCAACAAGAGAAAGUCCCUGCUGAUGAAGCCCCGCCACUACAGCCCCAGCAAGGCAUGUGAAGAGGAGAGCGAGGACCUGGCACCGCCACAGGACAAAGAAGAGCUGAGGAACAUUGACACUCCAGCAGAUGGGAACUUAAGUACAAUCAAUGGAGUCAGCUACAACAAUGGCUACCACGAUGCAACAGCAAAGUCCAGUGAUUCUCUCGGAUGGUCAGAAGUUACAUCUGAUGGCUCUCCACAGUGUGAGCCGGACACAUCUGAACCUCUGAUGGAUGAAGAUGAUGAGGAGCUCCUUAAUAAUGAAAGAGAUGACCAAAGUCAAGACAGAAUGAGCGGUACAUCAUCGCCACAGAGGCCAUACAAAGACAUGAGAGAGGCGGAAUGGGAGCUUCUGCCUCUGUCUGCCAAGGUGAACGGCUCCAACUGCAGUCCCUCCAGAGCCUCGGAAGACCUUUCAGGCAGAAACGGCCACAUGAAAGAAGAACCUCACUUAGAAUUAGGGGGUCCGAUGGGUAGGGCAAGUAUUUUUCAGGGGGAGGCUCUAAGAUACAGGCUGCUCCCCACAGAGGACAGUGACGGGGAGGUGGAAGUGGAGAGGCCACCUCAGCUGGACGCCUGGGCUCUGGGCCUCCACGAAAGAGGCCUGGAAAUGGGCCGAGGGAGGGUGAACUUCAGCCUGUUGGAGCAGGCCAUAGCUCUGCAGACAGAGCAAAGACAGGUCCUGCACCAUGCCUACAGAGAAAUGGACCGGUUCCUCAUGGAGCAGAUGACCAAUGAGAGAAGGCACCAUAGGAUGAUGGACAUGGACAGCAGACUCAACUAUCAUGGAGGAAAAGAUUCUCCACGUACAGAUAAAAAGGACAUAAAGUGUCCAACUCCUGGCUGCGAUGGCACUGGUCAUGUCACCGGCCUGUACCCACACCACAGGAGUUUGUCUGGGUGUCCUCAUAAAGUCAGAGUUCCUCCAGAGAUCCUGGCCAUGCAUGAGAACGUCCUCAAGUGCCCUACACCUGGGUGCACAGGAAGAGGCCAUGUCAACAGCAACCGCAGCACCCACCGGAGUCUCUCAGGCUGCCCCAUCGCUGCUGCAGUGAAAGUCUCCAAACCUCAGGACGAGAGCCUGAAAUGCAGACAAACACCUGACCGCUCACCAAGAGCCAUCGGCUUGAUAAAGAAGUUUGAGAUGAACCAGCUGAACUACAGGCUCUCCCAUCCAGUAGCAGCCCUGCAAACGAGCUUCACAAAAGACAUGGACAAGUACAGCAGAAUCCGCUUUGAUUAUGCCAGCUUUGAUGCACAGGUCUUUGGCAAACAGCCUCUGAUGGGGACCAACCAGGACCAGGAAAUGUCACAUUUCCCUGAUUCACCUCAGCAGUAUCCUGGCUUCCUUGGUGCUCCAGGUGGCCGCUUGCCCACCUCUGGUCAUCACAGCCCACCAAGUCAAUUCAGAAAAGAAGACGGUCUCCAAGCCGCAGCAGCGACAGCCGCCAUCCUCAACCUCUCCACUCGCUACCGGAAGAACAUGGAGGCUGUCGCCGGCCGGCCCUUGGCAACCUCCACAAAGGACAUGCUCAUAGAGGUGGAUGAAAAUGGCACCCUGGACUUGAGUAUGAAGAAGUGCAAGGAAAAUGUAAAAGCCUCGACAAAAACACCUUUGGAAGACUCACUGUCCCCUUCGGAGUCCGCUGUGGCCAAAGGCGGGAGCGUGCUUGUCAGCCCCACCUUCUACCAGCCGCUGUGUGACAGAGACAGCUGGGAGAGCCCCAUCCCUGUCAACUUCAGCAAAGCACACGUUUUACAGGACGCAGAGGAGGAUUACGAUCAUGUCUCCUUGGAGGACCAACACUACCAAGGAGACGGCAGCAUGAUGAGCCCUAAAGCCAAGUUGCUAUUACGAGAUGCAAAGAAAGAGCUUUUGAGCUGUCCGACCCCAGGCUGUGACGGCAGUGGCCAUGUGACGGGGAAUUAUGCAUCACAUCGAAGUGUGUCUGGAUGUCCCCUGGCUGACAAAACACUCAAAUCACUGAUGGCAGCCAACUCUCAGGAACUAAAGUGCCCAACACCUGGUUGUGAUGGAUCUGGACAUGUGACUGGGAACUAUGCUUCGCACAGAAGCUUGUCAGGAUGUCCACGUGCCAGAAAGGGAGGUUUGAAGCUCACACCAAACAAGGAUGACAAAGAUGAGCAAGAGCUUAAGUGUCCAGUAAUGGGAUGUGACGGACAGGGCCAUAUAUCGGGAAAAUACACAUCCCAUCGCAGCGCAGGCAGUUGUCCACUUGCUGCCAAAAGGCAGAAGGAGUCGUCCAUCAACGGGCUGCCCUUUGCCUGGAAGGCCAAUAAACAGGAACUGCCCCAUUGUCCCUUGCCUGGCUGCAAUGGCCUUGGACAUGCCAAUAAUGUGUUUGCCACUCACAGAAGCUUGUCGGGUUGCCCACUGAACGCACAGAGUAUCAAGAAAAAGCACUCCGAAGAAGAGAUGAUGACCAUCAAACUGAAAGCCAGUAGUGGUGUUGAAAACAAAGAAGAUAUUCAACAUUUGGAUCAUGAAAUUAAGGAACUGAAUGAAUCCAACAUGAAAAUAGAAGCAGAUAUGAUGCAACUUCAAACCCAGAUAUCGUCUAUGGAAUGUAACCUGAGGACAAUUGAAGAGGAGAACAAGAUGAUCGAACAGCACAACGACAGCCUUCUGAAGGAGCUCGCUCGCCUUAGCCAAGCUCUCAUUAACAGUCUAACAGACAUUCAGCUGCCUCAAAUGGGACCCAUCAGCGAGCAUAAUUUUGAAGCCUAUGUGAACACAUUAACUGACAUGUACAACAACUCGGAGCACGAAUACUCUCCAGAGUGCAAGGCCCUCUUGGAUAAUAUCAAACAGGCUAUUAAGGGCAUCCAUGUCUAA
Messenger RNA from Perca flavescens (yellow perch), 3084 nucleotides. It is a transcript of the gene st18, whose product is annotated as ST18 C2H2C-type zinc finger transcription factor. Bases 1 to 3084 code for a protein of 1027 amino acids. The record is from RefSeq and is a predicted model, not a curated record. Gene Ontology annotation, molecular function: DNA-binding transcription factor activity, RNA polymerase II-specific; RNA polymerase II cis-regulatory region sequence-specific DNA binding; zinc ion binding. Gene Ontology annotation, biological process: regulation of transcription by RNA polymerase II. The transcript has 20 exons. Lineage: Eukaryota; Metazoa; Chordata; Actinopteri; Perciformes; Percidae. Gene Ontology annotation, cellular component: nucleus.